Nycticebus coucang (slow loris) is the source of this 2596-nucleotide messenger RNA. RefSeq names its product homeobox A13 (gene HOXA13). Lineage: Eukaryota; Metazoa; Chordata; Mammalia; Primates; Lorisidae. The record is from RefSeq and is a predicted model, not a curated record. Gene Ontology annotation, molecular function: RNA polymerase II cis-regulatory region sequence-specific DNA binding; DNA-binding transcription factor activity, RNA polymerase II-specific. Bases 1 to 1161 code for a protein of 386 amino acids. Gene Ontology annotation, biological process: regulation of transcription by RNA polymerase II. The transcript has 2 exons.
AUGACAGCCUCCGUGCUCCUCCACCCCCGCUGGAUCGAGCCCACCGUCAUGUUUCUCUACGACAACGGCGGCGGCCUGGUCGCCGACGAACUCAACAAGAACAUGGAAGGGGCGGCGGCGGCCGCGGCAGCGGCUGCAGCUGCCGCAGCAGCCGGGGCCGGGGGCGGGGGCUUCCCCCACCCGGCCGCUGCGGCGGCAGGGGGAAAUUUUUCGGUGGCGGCAGCAGCCGCUGCCGCGGCAGCAGCGGCAGCCAACCAGUGCCGCAACCUGAUGGCGCACCCCGCGCCCCUGGCGCCUGGCGCGGCGGCCGCCUACAGCAGCGCGCCGGGGGAGGCGCCCCCGUCGGCCGCUGCCGCUGCCGCCGCCGCCGCUGCCGCCGCCGCCGCCGCCGCUGCCGCGUCGUCCUCUGGAGGGCCUGGCCCGGCCGGCCCGGCGAGUGCUGAGGCCGCCAAGCAAUGCAGCCCAUGUUCAGCGGCGGCGCAAAGCUCGUCGGGGCCCGCAGCGCUGCCCUAUGGCUAUUUUGGCAGCGGUUACUACCCGUGCGCCCGCAUGGGCCCGCAUCCCAACGCCAUCAAGUCGUGCGCUCAGCCGGCCUCGGCCGCCGCCGCCUUCGCGGACAAGUACAUGGAUACCGCCGGCCCAGCGGCCGAGGAGUUCAGCUCCCGCGCUAAGGAGUUCGCCUUCUACCACCAGGGCUACGCAGCCGGGCCUUACCACCACCAUCAGCCGGUUCCUGGCUACCUGGAUAUGCCGGUGGUGCCUGGCCUCGGGGGCCCCGGCGAGUCGCGCCACGAGCCCCUGGGUCUUCCCAUGGAAAGCUACCAGCCCUGGGCGCUACCCAAUGGCUGGAACGGCCAAAUGUACUGCCCCAAAGAGCAGGCGCAGCCUCCCCACCUCUGGAAGUCCACUCUGCCCGACGUGGUCUCCCAUCCUUCGGAUGCCAGCUCCUAUAGAAGGGGGAGAAAGAAGCGAGUGCCUUACACCAAGGUGCAAUUAAAAGAACUGGAACGGGAAUACGCCACGAACAAAUUCAUUACCAAGGACAAACGGAGGAGGAUAUCAGCCACCACGAACCUCUCGGAGCGGCAAGUCACAAUCUGGUUCCAAAACAGGAGGGUUAAAGAGAAAAAAGUGAUUAACAAACUGAAGACCACUAGUUAAUGGAUUAAAAAAUGGGGCAAGAAGGCAAUUUGAAGAAAUGCUUCAGAACUCGUUGCUUUUGCUCAGAUAAUAAUAUAGCUUAAUUAUAAUUGAAGAAUGAGAAAGACAAAGAGAGAAACUGACAUGUUACUCUCCAAAGGGAGAGAUCUUUCUCUUUAGUGGAAUCUACAAUUGUUUUAAAACUUUUCAAAAUGGUAAAGACUGCCAGCUCUCCCGCCAACCCCACCAGCCCAGCCCGUUAAGUGACAAAUUCUAGACAAACGUCAACCCCCAAAUGCGCAAUUUCAGAUAAGGUGCGCAGUUACUGAAAUCUUGUAAGUAUUUAUGUGACUUAUAUUUUAGGACAUUGUGUUAGAUGGUAAUAAUCUGAAAGUUGGUUACAGGAACAAGAAACUGUUGUAAACAUCUGCUUGCCCUUAGAUUGCCAUUCCCUUUGCAUGUUAAGUGCCCGCUCAGGUUAAUCUUAGUGAAAUUCCUACCCUUGUCUUAUGUUCUACAAAAUGUUUAUGUAUAGAUAUUGAGGGGAAAAGAGAAGGUACUGAAAUAAUGAUCUUGGACUAUUUGCUGUGAAGGGAGAAAGGGAGAGAAAGAUCUUCCAAGGAUCAUUUGUCCUGGGAGUAAAAACAAACAUCUGAACCUUUGAGGCUACAAGGGAACCCCGGGUUGUUAAUGUCCUUCUGAGAAUAAUUUUUAAUUGUUUAUAACAAGCAUAGUUUGUGGCAUAUAGACUAUAUUUCCUGCCCCAUAUCAGUUAUUUUCCAAAGGAUUUGGUUUCUUCUUCUUCUUCUUUAUUUUAUUAUUAUUAUUAUUAUUUUUACAAAUCUUACAUCAUCACACAAUCCACAGGAUUCAUAUUAUGGCAGCUCUCCCAGGGGGGUCCCACACAACUUGAUGGACACAAUUCAUUUUUUAAAUUUAAAUUGGCAUUUCCCAAUAUUUGCUAACCAAUUUUGCCAGAGAAAUUGUCCUUUCUUAUUUUUUAGAAAACUCAAUGAAUAUCUAUUCCCUGGAAACAUUUAAGUAUCUAUUUUCUUUAUUUUGAACUAUUAAAGGAUUAGUAUUUUUCCUAGUUUAUUGUGUUAUCAGAAUCCAUUAGAAAGAUUAGGGAUUCACGUCUCAGCACAUUUUUAAUCAAGCAAUUAUUUAAACCAGCACAUUGGUUUUGUUCAUAUUCACUAUAAAAUUCACUAUAAAAUGAUAUCUUGUAAAUAAAGACAUUCAGCACACUGUGAAAAUGUAUUCGUGCACCUGCUUUUAAAAUAUUUCUAUGAAAAUGAAAAAAGUUAAACCUGUAGAUAGUGAUAUUGGUAUUAAUUCUGUUAAUAAAAUAGUCACAGCCAUUAAAAUCUGAAGAAAUACUGAUUACUUUCCUAUGCUAUAUGUGCACUGCACAGAAGGAAAAGGAGCAGGAAGAAGUGAAGCACGUUUGUCUUAU